Staurois parvus is the source of this 336-nucleotide messenger RNA. The record is from the annotation of a GenBank genome assembly. NCBI's taxonomy places the organism in Eukaryota, Metazoa, Chordata, Amphibia, Anura, Ranidae.
AUGGGGCCCCCCGGGCAAUAGGGGAUCAUGGGGCCCCUGUGUCCUUGUACAAAACUGAAAAAAGCCUAUGAAAAAGGACUGAACACUUUGGACCUUAGCUGGCCAUCACAUCCCAGAUUCAAUGAUAAUUUUGCACCCUCAGAACUCCAAACACACAAGCAGGGGCGGACUGACAACUCAUGGGGCCCCCAGGCAAUAGGGGAUCAUGGGGCCCCUGUGUCCUUGCCCAAACUCAAAAGAGCCUAUGAAAAAGGUACCAGGGGCAUCUCAUGGGGCCCCCUACUGACCCCGGGCCCUCGGGCAGUGCCCAAGUUUCCAAAUGGUCAGUCCGCCCCU